Molecule: messenger RNA, 2402 nt
Organism: Ceutorhynchus assimilis (cabbage seed weevil)
Lineage: Eukaryota; Metazoa; Arthropoda; Insecta; Coleoptera; Curculionidae
Source: the annotation of a GenBank genome assembly
AGCGGAUCUGAGUCUACGGAAGGAAUUCGGACGUAAAUGUGCCAUGUUGUCACGUUUAAUUAUAAAAAAGCGAAAAUACUAGGCAUGAAGUAUAGUUCAUUUGAAAAUCCAUUUUUUAAUAACAAAAUAUAGAUACCAAUAAAACGCUAAAUAUUUCAACGUGGUUGUUAGAUCUAUUCUUAUUCUAAUAACUGAUUUCUUCAAUUUUGUCCAUUGUAAAAAAUAAACAUUUUCUAAAGAUACCAUCAGUUUUUGUCAAUUUGGCAAGCAUCCGGCCUGGAUGAAGCUGAUUGGUGGAGUUUUUGGCAGGAUGGCCGUUGCCACGAGGAACCAUGUCGUUGUCAAUGGGCUAAACGUCACCUUACGUCUUGCUAUUGGCCAGGGCUUCUGUCAUUGUAUCCUCCCAUCUUGGAAUAUCGAUUUAUAUUGAAAUAUCCAGUGGCGGGGGUUUGGUCAUUUUCGAUUUUCGUGUAGGAGUUGCAAUACGAUAACACUUCCAAAAAAUUCCGCACGCAGCUGGGUAUUUUAUGAAUGAAAUCAGCCAUUUUUUCUUACAACUGCAUUCCCCUUACCGUUGCCCCGUAGACACAGAGUCGCUGGGCAGACAUUACAUGUAGUAAAUUGAAAUAUGGAAAAAACGCGAUGAUGGAACGAUAAGGUCAAGAAACAGUAGAAGAAAAUCAAGAGAAAAUUGAGAAAAUAUCUACAGUCGAAAGAAAAAAAGGACUAGGAAAAAAAUUACCAAGAAAGAAAAAUUAAAAAAUUGGGAACAAUUUGGACAGGGCAAUGAAAACUAUGAAAACCAGAAACUGUUCUUUGGAGCUUCACGUAAUACGACGAAAAAUAAAAUAGAAAAUAUAAAAGAUAAUAGAGAUAGAAGAAGUGAACGAACUAGUAGAUAAGUUUCUAAAAUUUUCUAUUAACUUAUACAAAAUAUUCUCAGGCUGUUCAUCCUGUAAUUCCUGUAUCAUAAAUAUAUAAGCAUGCACACUCAUUGCUAUCUCAAUGAUGGAUUUUUUUUCCAAAAGGCCAAUCACAAGAAAUUAUAAGCAAACAGUAAAUAAGACAAUUAUCACUUUAAUGUCAUUAGUAUCGCCACUUAUUAUUGUCCAGAUAUCGGUGAGAACAGCAUAGCGAAAAGACUUUGUUUAAUAAAGGGGAUCGUUUUUUUUUUUAGAAGUAAGUGGCAGAUAUGAAGGAAGAGAGAAAAAUGAUGGUUAUGGAAGUCAAGAUAUCUGCUCUAAGCAAGUUGAGUGCUAAAGGUAAGAAUUUUUGUUUAUUGUAAUUAGCUUUAUCAAAAACAUUAAGGCCUUAAUGUUCUAGAAGCAAAAGUACCUAAUUUGGCAUAUUCAAAGUUAUCAAGUAAUUGCAUCGAAAAUAUGAUAAUUAUUGUUAUCUUGGUUCCAAUAGAUAAAAAUCCGAAAAAUGCAUAUCAACUUACAAUAAACAGUUUUAUUUUAAAUUCACUGGCCCACAGUUCAUUCAAGGAUUUCUUCGCAAAAAAAAGCAUCAGUCAAUAAACAAUAUUUCUAAAAUGUAUUCCAAAUCGUUUCCAAAGUAUAGUGAGUGUUGUUUGUGUGCUAAUAAUAAUAUUGGUGAUAGUAGUAAAAAUAUGUCUAGAUCCGGGAGUGAUUCGGAAAAAAGUGACGAGGAAUAUCCUACAAAAGAGAUCAGAAAGGAAGAGGUCAUGGCGAUAAGGACUCGAUUUCCCAAUAAAAUACCUGUAAUAGUACAAAAAUAUUGGAAAGAAAAUCAGUUGCCUCAAUUGGACAAGUCAAAAUUCUUAGUACCGCAAGAUAUCACCAUGUCGCAAUUCCAAACAAUUAUAAGAAAUCGCAUGCGAAUGGGCCAAAAUCAAGCUCUCUACUUGCUGGUUAAUGAAAGAUCAAUGUUAAGCCUUUCCUUGACUUUGGGUGAAGUUUAUACAGAGCAUGCAGGACCAAAUGGGUUUCUGUACAUUACCUACGCUUCGCAAGAAGUUUUUGGUGACGAUAGUUCAGUAGUAUUAGAAACAAAUAAAAAGAUUUAUGACAAGUUUAGUGAUAGCAAAGUUUUAUUAUGAUAGGUUUUUGGAAGAAACACAAAAGACUGUAUUUUUAAGAUCUGACUGUUCCUAAUAAGUGUAUGUUUUAAUAUGUUGAAUUUUAAAAAAUGUACCUUGUCAUUUUACAUCCUUUAAGGUUUUAGAUUUUAGUUAUAGUAUAGUUGAAUAAGAAGUAGAUUAAUAAUAAUCAUGUAAAAAAAAUUGUUACAAUUUGGUGUAGUGUAGCUGACUCAUUAUAGGACUUAUUAUUACAAUAUGUGGACAUAAUAUAAAUUUGAAGACAUGUAUCAUUGCUUAAAAAAGACUAUUCUGUGUAAUUUUUAUUAUUACUUUCAUUAAAAUUAAUUUUAAAGCUUUU